AUGGCUUCUUCUUCAGAGAGCCAUGACCUACCUGGCACGGCGGAAAAGAAAUCAAAUAGCAUCAACAACUUUGAUGUUGUGGAUAGCUCUGACUUUGCGGAAGUGAGAGAGGUCAAAUUGAGCUUUUUCAACACUUUGGCAUCGAAAAUCAAUGUUGAAACCAAGGGAAUAGAGCCAAUCACCGAUGAGGAAAAGACAGAGAACUCUAUUGUGAAUGCAGCUACAAUGUGGCUUUCGGCAAAUUUGGUGAUUGCAACUUUUGCACUUGGUGCCUUGGGUAUCACUGUUUUCAACCUUGCCUUUUGGCAAGCAGUGCUUGUGAUCAUCUUCUUCUCUAUGAUCGGAGCAUUCUCCGUGGCAUUUUUCUCCACAUUUGGACCCAAACUUGGCUUAAGACAAAUGUUGCUUUCCAAAUACUUGGUAGGAAAUUAUGCCAUGAGAAUCUUCGCAGUCAUCAAUAUGGUUGCUUGUGUCGGUUGGGGAGCAGUUAAUAUCAUGUCGUCUGCUCAAUUGUUGAAUAUCGUCAAUAAUGGUGCAUGUCCACCAUGGGCUGGAUGUUUGAUCUUGGUUCUUUGCACCAUCUUGGUGACUUUCUUUGGUUACCAUGCAAUUCAUUUGUAUGAGAAAUGGUCCUGGGUUCCCAAUGCUGUUGUGUUCAUUACCAUUAUCGUCAGGAUGUCAAUGUCGGGAAACUUUUCGUUUGGUGACUUCAAAGGCGGUUCAGCAACGGCAGGAAAUGUCUUGUCUUUUGGAGGUGCGGUCUAUGGAUUUGCAACCGGCUGGACUACUUAUGCAUCUGAUUAUACCGUUUAUCAGCCCAGAAAUGCCAAUAGUGUCAGGAUCUUUUUUGGCAUCUACCUUGGCUUGUACCUUCCGUUGAUUUUCACUCUUAUCUUGGGAGCAGCUUGUGCCACGGGAACCCUCACCAACGCCAGAUGGCUGGAAUUGUACCAAACGAAAUCAGUCGGAGGAUUAGUAUACGCUAUUCUUGUCGAGAACUCAUUGCAUGGAUUUGGACAAUUCUUAUGUGUCGUGUUGGCUCUCUCUACUGUCGCCAACAAUAUUCCAAACAUGUAUACCAUUGCAUUGUGUGCCCAGGCUGCUUGGUCUCCUUUGGCCAAAGUUCCUCGAGUAAUAUGGACAGUCUUGGGUAACUUCAUAACGUUGGCUAUAUGUAUUCCCGCCUACUACCAGUUUGAGGAAGUUAUGGACAAUUUCAUGAACUUGAUAGGAUACUAUUUGGCCAUCUACGAAGCCAUCUCGUUAUCUGAGCAUCUUAUUCAUAAUCGUGGUGACUUUUCUCGAUACGACUACAAGAACGUUGAUUCGAAAUUGGCAUAUCCAGUUGGAUAUGCUGGUGUCUUUGGAUUCCUUUGUGGAGUAGCUGGUGUGGUUGUCGGUAUGAACCAAGUAUGGUACUCUGGGCCCAUUGGACGCAAGAUUGGAGCACCUGGAGGUGAUAUAGGUUUUGAGUUGGGAUUUGCCUUUUCUUUCAUUGGGUAUAACUUGGUUAGACCGUUGGAGAAGAAGUACGUAGGACGUUAG
Molecule: messenger RNA, 1545 nt
Organism: Meyerozyma guilliermondii ATCC 6260
Lineage: Eukaryota; Fungi; Ascomycota; Pichiomycetes; Serinales; Debaryomycetaceae
Product: cytosine permease
Exons: 1
Coding region: 1-1545 (514 amino acids)
Biological process (GO): cytosine transport; transmembrane transport
Cellular component (GO): fungal-type vacuole membrane; plasma membrane
Molecular function (GO): nucleobase transmembrane transporter activity
Source: RefSeq, a predicted model, not a curated record